AACCCUCAGACCGGUCUUGUCGAGCUCAGCACCGUCGACAAGAUGCCUACCCGUUUCUCGAAGACAAGGAAAGCCCGCGGUCAUGUUUCGGCCGGUUACGGUCGAAUUGGCAAGCACCGUAAGCACCCCGGUGGUCGUGGUAUGGCCGGUGGUCAGCACCACCACCGCACCAACCUCGACAAGUACCACCCCGGUUACUUCGGUAAGGUCGGUAUGAGGUACUUCCACAAGACCCAGCAGCAGUUCUGGAAGCCCACUAUCAACCUUGACAAGCUGUGGUCUCUCGUCCCCGCCGAGAAGCGUGAUGCCUACCUGAGCGGCCAGAAGACCGACACCGCCCCCGUCAUCGACCUCCUUCCCCUCGGCUACUCCAAGGUUCUCGGCAAGGGCCGUCUCCCCGAGGUCCCCAUCGUCGUCCGCGCUCGCUACUUCAGCCGGGAUGCUGAGGAGAAGAUCAAGGCUGCCGGUGGUGUUGUUGAGCUCGUUGCUUAAGUGUGGAAAGUCUGGGAUUUCACUUGGAGGAUGAAAAACCGGGACAGGUGCUGCGCUGGCUACGAUUCGGUGUAAUAGAGAUUCGAAUUCUCCCCGGGGAAUGAGAAAACAAAAAAUGGGAGCCGCGGAUCGGGCACCUUGAUCCGUGUAUUUACAAAUUCAAAAGGGUUUCUAUUUGUGACGAGCAAAGAAUGGCCUCCGGAUGCCCUUACGAUCACGCUCUAUUAUUGAACAAUACCAUAAAGGAGGACAACUUUUUUUUCUGUG
Molecule: messenger RNA, 759 nt
Organism: Aspergillus eucalypticola CBS 122712
Lineage: Eukaryota; Fungi; Ascomycota; Eurotiomycetes; Eurotiales; Aspergillaceae
Product: 60S ribosomal protein uL15
Exons: 3
Coding region: 43-492 (149 amino acids)
Biological process (GO): translation
Cellular component (GO): ribosome; cytosolic large ribosomal subunit
Molecular function (GO): structural constituent of ribosome
Source: RefSeq, a predicted model, not a curated record